AGUGUGCAGUUGGCUUACACAAGCAGUGCUAGUCGUGGUCCGUGCUUCAUUGGUUCAAUUCGCGUGCACUAUAAUAAACUGUCGUGGGGAAUUAUGGCCCUUCGUGUUGCUCGAUUCUUAGCCCCCGCGGCUAGGCAGUUAGCUUCACGUUCCGCAGUGAGGUCGCUAUCUAUUACCAACAAGCGCUAUGGAUCUGCCGAGGUGUCAUCGAUCUUGGAGGAGCGCAUUCUUGGCCAGCAAACCCAGACUAAUCUGGAGGAAACGGGCCGUGUACUGUCUAUUGGAGACGGCAUCGCCCGUGUGUAUGGGCUUAAGAACAUUCAGGCCGAAGAGAUGGUAGAAUUUUCGUCUGGCCUUAAAGGCAUGGCCCUUAACUUAGAGACAGACAACGUUGGUAUUGUCGUAUUUGGUAACGACAAGCUGAUCAAGGAAGGCGAUAUUGUGAAGAGGACAGGUGCUAUCGUAGAUGUUCCCGUUGGAAUGGAACUUCUCGGCCGUGUUGUUGAUGCCUUGGGUAACCCUAUUGACGGAAAGGGUCCUAUUCCAUGCAAACAAAGAUACCGAGUUGGUAUUAAGGCUCCAGGUAUCAUUCCCCGUAUUUCCGUGCGCGAGCCUAUGCUAACGGGAAUUAAGGCCGUUGAUUCCCUUGUACCCAUUGGUCGGGGCCAGCGGGAACUGAUCAUCGGUGAUCGUCAGACGGGUAAAACCGCUAUUGCUAUUGAUGCUAUUAUCAAUCAGAAGCGUUUCAACGAUGCAGGUGACGAGAAGAAAAAGCUGUACUGUAUCUAUGUAGCUAUUGGGCAGAAAAGAUCUACCGUCGCUCAGAUAUUGAAGAGACUGACGGCUGCCGAUGCCAUGAAAUACACGAUCAUCGUAUCUGCCACUGCUUCUGAUGCCGCCCCAUUACAAUACUUGGCGCCGUACUCUGGAUGCGCCAUGGGCGAGUACUUCCGCGACAACGGUAUGCACUCCCUCAUUAUUUAUGACGAUUUGUCGAAGCAGGCUGUUGCCUAUCGUCAGAUGUCUUUGCUUCUGCGUCGUCCACCUGGUCGCGAGGCGUAUCCAGGUGAUGUAUUCUACCUUCAUUCGCGUCUGCUCGAGCGUGCUGCUAAAAUGAAUGACACUUUUGGUGGAGGUUCUCUAACGGCUUUGCCCGUUAUCGAGACCCAAGCCGGUGAUGUCUCGGCUUACAUUCCGACCAACGUUAUUUCUAUUACCGAUGGACAAAUCUUCCUUGAGACUGAACUGUUUUACAAGGGUAUUCGUCCUGCCAUAAACGUCGGCUUGUCUGUGUCUCGUGUAGGAUCAGCGGCUCAAACCCGCGCUAUGAAACAGGUGGCCGGCUCAAUGAAGCUUGAGCUUGCUCAAUAUCGAGAAGUGGCCGCUUUCGCUCAGUUCGGUUCCGAUCUUGACGCCGCUACGCAACAGCUGCUCAAUCGUGGUGUCCGUCUUACUGAGCUCUUGAAACAAGGACAGUAUCAACCUAUGGCUAUCGAAGAUCAGGUGGCGGUCGUGUACACUGGUGUGCGUGGCUAUCUAGACAAGCUGGACCCAGCUCAGAUUGGCAAGUUCGAGAGCCAGUUUCUCGGGCUAAUCCGCACUCAACAUAAGGAUAUUCUUCAGACGAUCGCUGCUGAAGGCAAGAUCUCGGAAUCCACCGACGCCAAACUGAAGAAAGUUGUGACCGAUUUCAUGGCUUCCUUUCAAGCACAGUAAAUGCAGCAAGUGCAACUAACUUGUUAGAUGACUGAUACGACAGAUAGAAACAGCAACAAAAUAACGGCUACCACAGUACCAACCGUAAACAUUUAAGUCUAAGAUAGAAACCGUGAAGCGUUGGGUGUAAUAGGGUUGUAAAGAGGCCUAUCCAAAAAAACGGAAGCGACUAUAGGCAACCUCCGGGAGAAAAAGAAUAUGAUUCUUGAAAGUUGAAAGGAAGUCGUUUCGCUGUACAUAAGCAACAAAAGCGGGUUGAUUGCACUACCAAGAAACUGUCGACAAACCAUAAGUACGCCAUGUGAAGAAUGAAAGAGAAUACGAAGUUAGAAAUUAAGUAUAUCUGGUGUCAGAACAAUUAUGUUCUAGCAAACACAAACAAAACGGGCACAUUCUUCUUCUUUAAAGAUUUUAACUGUCAAUUCAUGCCCUAUAACGCCAUCAGGAAUGAAGACCAUAUUUCUAAAAAACAAAUGCAGAUACGAGCACGCGCGUUUAGGUUACUAAGAUGAAUGAAUAAAGCCGUUAAAAAAUAGUCGGCAGAAAUAUUAA
This is a messenger RNA of Varroa destructor (honeybee mite), 2268 nucleotides long. It is a transcript of the gene blw, whose product is annotated as ATP synthase subunit alpha blw, mitochondrial. Gene Ontology annotation, molecular function: ADP binding; ATP binding; proton-transporting ATP synthase activity, rotational mechanism. Lineage: Eukaryota; Metazoa; Arthropoda; Arachnida; Mesostigmata; Varroidae. Gene Ontology annotation, biological process: proton motive force-driven ATP synthesis; proton transmembrane transport. The record is from RefSeq and is a predicted model, not a curated record.